Messenger RNA from Lactuca virosa, 579 nucleotides. The record is from the annotation of a GenBank genome assembly. NCBI's taxonomy places the organism in Eukaryota, Viridiplantae, Streptophyta, Magnoliopsida, Asterales, Asteraceae.
AUGGAAGGGCUUAAUCCUAUUUCAGAUGAUGUGGAAUAUGCUGCUUUUAUUUUUGAUGCUUAUGGAACAAAUGGUAUAAUUUCUGUUUAUGUGGAUCAUAUUGGGGUUGGUGUUGAUGGGUGGUUUGAUGAUGAAGAUAAUGAUGAUGAUGCAUGUGAGUCUUGUAUUGAUGGUGAAAAUGAAGAUAACAUAGAUGAACUUAGGAAUGUUGAGUUUGAAAUUAAUGAGGAUGUAGUGCAUAUGAAUAGGACAUCAAAUGAUCCUUUCUUGAAGAUAAGGGAUAAGGUGAAUUUGCUUAGAAAAAUUCAGAGGCAUUAUCAGGUACUACCUAGUGGAUUAAACCAGUUUGAGGGUGUUGUGGGUGAGGAGGCUGUUGAGGCUGAGGAGGGUAUUGUGGGUGAGGAGGUUGUUGGUGCUAAUGUUCAGGUUCAGCAGGGUAGAGUUAGGCCAAUUUUAGAGAUUUUGAAGAGGAUAAGGAGAAGAAAGUCAAAGAGAAUCUUGAAGCUGAAAUUAGGCAAGACAAUUGGUGGUGUUGAUGAUCCAGGAAAUUCUAAGGGAAAAGCUCUUCUAAUUGAUUAG